Molecule: messenger RNA, 4467 nt
Organism: Boeremia exigua
Lineage: Eukaryota; Fungi; Ascomycota; Dothideomycetes; Pleosporales; Didymellaceae
Exons: 5
Coding region: 209-3967 (1252 amino acids)
Biological process (GO): intracellular protein transport; endoplasmic reticulum organization; COPII-coated vesicle cargo loading
Cellular component (GO): endoplasmic reticulum exit site; COPII vesicle coat
Molecular function (GO): structural molecule activity; protein binding
Source: RefSeq, a predicted model, not a curated record
UAGCCCCCGAUGAUGGAAGGGACAGGUGGUGGAUGCUCGAAGGGCAAUAUGCCGUUGCCUUGCUAACAGCUUCGCUUGCACACAGUUCGAGACGUUUCCUCCACGUGUACCUCUCUGCAUAGCGUCUUAUCAAGUCUCACUUUCCGAUUGAUUCGUUUUUCCUUUUCCAGUUCGCUGUUCAGCCGCCUCGGUGCGACCACAGCCCACCAUGGUCCGCCUUCGAGAAAUACCCCGGACGGCAACAUUUGCUUGGUCGCCAGGACCAACUCAGCCUUUAAUCGCUACCGGCACCAAGUCUGGAGCCGUCGAUGCCGAUUUCUCAGGCGACACACAAUUGGAGCUCUGGGAGCUCAAGCUCGAUGAUACCGAGCACGGCGCGGAGCUCGAGCCUGUUGCUACGGUCAAUGUGGAUUCGAGAUUCAACGACAUUGCCUGGAGCCAGCCGAGCGAACAAUACCCCAGAGGGAUAAUAGCGGGGGCUCUCGACAGCGGCGCAUUGGUUCUUUGGGACGCGGAGAAGCUGCGGACAGGUGCAAGCGACGCCCAGAUCGAGCAGAUCGACAAGCACACCGGUCCCAUCCAGGCCCUCCAAUUCAAUCCCUACCGACCGAACAUUCUCGCCACCGCAGGCGCGAAGGGCGAGCUUUACAUCCACGAUCUCGAUGACCAAUCGAAGACUUUUCGCUUGGGCAAGCCUGGAGCGAACCCCGAUGAAUACACAACAUUAGAUUGGAACAAGAAGGUUGCCCACAUUUUGGCAACCGGAAGCAGCGGAGGCUUUGUCACUGUUUGGGAUGUCCGAGCGAAGAAGGAGACGCUCACAUUGAAUCAUUUCGGCAGGAAGAGCGUCAGUGCUGUGUCAUGGGAUCCCGAAGUCCCCACAAGGCUGGUCACUGCCAUUCCCAACGACCAGAAUCCCCUUGUUCUGGUCUGGGACCUCCGCAACACGAAUGCGCCCGAAAAGACACUCGAAGCGCACGAUCAGGGUGUACUCUCCCUCUCGUGGUGUACACAAGACAGCGACAUCCUACUGUCUUGCGGCAAGGACAACCGCACAAUUGCAUGGAACCCACACAGUGGCGAACAACUCGGCGAGUUCCCAGUUGUCACAAACUGGACGUUCCAGACUCGAUUCAACCCUUCGAACCCCAAUCUGCUCGCUACAGCAUCGUUUGACGGCAAGAUUGCUGUUCAGACCCUCCAAAACACUGGUGCUGCGACGGAGCAAACCAAGGCAGCUGCGCAGGUCCCUGAAGGCGAGGACUUCUUCUCGCAACCACGAGUGGAACCUCAGGGCGCAUCGUUCUCGCUCAAAACACCCCCGAAGUGGCUGAAGAGGAGGGCUGGUGUGGCUUUUGGUUUCGGCGGAAAGCUUGUACAAUUUGGUAUUCAUGAUUCCAAGUCGAAGGUCACUAUUUCUACAUUUGCUGUAGACUCGCAGAUCGGCGUCGCCAGCCAGGAAUUUGACAAGGCCCUGGAGCAAGGAGACCUCUCAGCCAUCUGCGAGAACAAGAUUUCCAAAGCAGCUACCGAGGAGGAGAAGGCCGACUGGACAGUCAUUAAGACCUUGACAUCAGACAGCCCCCGGUCUAAGCUUGUUGAGUACCUUGGGUUUGCGGACGUGAAAGAGGAAGAACCCGUCGAGGAGAGAAAAGAGGCCGAGACGAAUGGUGUUGAUGACGGCGCGUCGUUCUUCGACCAAUCUGGCUCAGACGAGGGCAACUUCUUAUCUGACCUUGCAGCAUCGAAGGGUGCAAAGACAAACAACCCCUUCCAAGUCUACACGGGCGAGGAGUCUGACGCUGAUAAAAAGAUUACCCGGGCUCUUAUGCUUGGUAACUUUGAAGCCGCUCUUGACGUCUGCCUAAAGGAGAACCGUCUUUCAGAUGCUUUCAUGAUUGCGAUCUGCGGUGGAGAAAAAUGUGUCGCAAAGACUCAAGCAGCGUACUUCAAGAAGCAGUCUGACGCUCCAAACUACCUCAGGCUGCUUGCCUCAGUAGUUGGCAAGAACCUCUGGGAUCUUGUAUACAAUGCCGAUCUUAAAGAUUGGAAAGAGGUCAUGGCUACUCUUGCGACUUUCGCGGACCAGUCCGAGUUCCCCGAUCUCUGUGAAGCGCUGGGUGAUCGUCUGGAGGAAGCCAUUUCGGACGAUGGUUCUUAUCGCAAGGACGCAUCCUUCUGUUACUUGGCUGGCUCCAAGCUCGAGAAGGUCGUUGUUAACUGGGCGCAAGAGCUUAAAGAGAAUGAAGCAGCUGGUCUGGAGAAAUCUGACGAGGACAACAGCUUCUCGAUUCACGCCAGAUCGCUGCAAGACUUUAUCGAGAAGGUCACAGUUUUCCGCAAGGUGACUAACUUUAAGGAUGCUGAGCAGCAGAAGGACACGGAUUGGAAGCUUGAGCCCCUGUACGCGAAGUAUGUCGAGUAUGCGGACAUCGCCUCCUCUCAUGGACAGCUUGCUAUCGCAGAGAAGUACCUCGACUUGUUACCCGCGAAGUACCCUGAAGCAGAUGUUGCCAAAGACCGGGUCAAGCGCGCUACACAGAAGGCUACAUCACAGCCGUCUGCUCAGCGCCAAGCUCAGCCUGCCGUGGGUGGUCGCAAUACACGCGUAGUCCCUACACCAACACCAGCUCAAACAACCGCCUCACCGUACGCGCCAUCUAACCCACUGUCGGCACCCGCACCAGCUGCGUCGCCUUACGCGCCUGUCAAUCCGCUUGGAGCGCAAGCUCAAGCUCAUGUACAGUCGCAAGGGCCAGCGCGCAACCCCUACCUUCCCACACCCCAGCCUUUCGCUCAACAGCAACCUUCUCAGCCUGCUACCCCGUAUGGCGGUUAUGGUCAGCCUCAGCAAACCUCGCUGCCCCCUCCUCCAAAGAGUUUCGGCCAGAUGCCUGCCACUUCCACCGUUCCCGCUGCCAUUCGUGGGCAUAUUCCUGCCUGGAAUGAUACCCCGGACUUUGGGAUGCCAAAGCCAGCGUCUCGCCGUAGCACACCUCUCAAUACCGUAGGCUCACCCUUCCCUAACCAGCAGGCAGCGUAUGGCGCGCCUCAGCAAGGCCCGCCGCAGGGACGACCGACGCCUCCUCCCCCACCGAAAGGUCCUCCUCAGGGCCCUCCUAGGAUGAUGUCGCCACUCCAGUCGGGCAGUUCUCCAUCUGCACCGAACCCUUACGCCCCAGUGCAACCUGCAGGCUUUGCAUCCCCUCCGCAACCGCCAGUACCACGUGGGACUUCACCGUACGUCCCACCUAGCUCGGCAGCACCGGCUUCGAACCGCUAUGCCCCUGCACCAGGUUCUCAGCCAUCUCCUGUGCCAGCAUAUGGAGGAAUGCCACCACCUCGGAAUAUUGCACCUCCACCUUCCCAGUUUACUCCUGCAGCUUCACCGUACGCUCCUGCUGCUUCGCCCUACGCUCCACCGAUGGCUCACCAAGCACCUCCGACAGCUACACCACCGCCACCCAGAGGUCCUCCCCAAGGUCCCCCCCAAGGUCCCCCUCAAGGCCCCCCCCGUCAAGGCCCCCCACCAGGCGGCCCGCCCCAGGCCGGACCACCGAGGCCGGAUUCCCGCUCUAGUCCCGCUCCGCCGCCAGCCGCUGCACCUGCAGCGGCCAAGCACCCUCGUGGUGACCGAUCGCACAUUCCCGCAAGUUCGCAGCCCGUUUUCGAUAUUUUGAAUGCGGACAUGCAGCGUGUCAAGGCGAAGGCCCCUGAGAAGUUUAAGGCGCAUGUGAUUGAUACAGAGAAGCGCCUGAACAUUCUGUUCGACCACCUCAACAACGAUGAUGUUAAGCCUGAUACCAUCCAACAGCUGACCGAGUUGGCAAACAACAUUCAAGCACGCCAAUAUGAUCAAGCUGGUGUGAUCUUCUCAGACAUCAUGACAAAUAAGACAGAUGAGGGCAGCGACUGGAUUGUCGGUAUCAAGAGGCUGUUGCAAUUCAGCAAGUCUACACCGCAGUAGAAGUCGAAGAUAGAUACACGAGUUACGGCCUGCGCCUAACGAAGUUUACAUGCUGGCACAGUGUAUGACGUAGACAGUAUCGAAAUAUAUUAUGAGUGUCCUUUCCACCAAAUCGCGAGUUAUUUCGCAGAAUGGCUUGCCGCAAGCGCUGGAUUCUCUCGGUAGCGGCGAGUUACGCAUGUUUGAAGGUUUGAUGCCGCUUUGCAAACUCCUCAGUAAGGAAGGUGGGACUGGUCGGCUGCAGAGUCGGGCAGACGGCCAAAGUCCCGUGGCCGCAGCAAUGGCACAGACUGCUGCCCAACUUAAAUCUAAACAUAUCGAGCUUUCAGCGAGCAAGCUCGAGUCACUUGCCAGAAAUAUGCCGACUCUUUCGAGACUUUCGCACCUGAGCUAAUACUUUUGAUGUGACUCAAUGAGAAGAGAAUGAGACUUGUCGUGUCGUGUGCCAGAAACCCAGGUAUCUGGUAAGCUAGCGGCUGUUAGAGCAGGAUCGCCGCUCC